GCUUUAGACUGGGGUUUAUUGCCACUUUUUACAAGCCAGAGACUUCUUUCAGCUGAAUGUGACUCUUUGACUCCACAUUGCCAUUUUCGAUUUAUUUUGCAGGUGAUGCCAGUGACCCUGGAUGAGGGGCACAUUGCUCUGUAACUAACCCUUGAGACGAACCUGACAGUUGUUUCCCUUCAAAACAUAUUAAGCCCCAUUUUCCUUGGCAGCCUGAGUGGAUGUAUGUAUAAUGUGAGACACCUACUUAAAUAUGUCCCCCCCUCUCCCUCCUCUUCUUCCUCCUCCACCUCCCACUUUUUCCUCCCUCUCUCUCUUUUAUCCAUUUCUCCACGUGGUACAGGAGUAAAGGCGGGGGGUGAAAGAGGGGCAUUGUGCUGUGCAGCAGUGGAUCCGGGGGUUCAUAGUGAGAGAGGGGAGAUGCUCACUCAACUGUGUCCAGCACGCCAUUGUCAAAGAUUCCCAUCUAUUCUCUGCCUUUUAAAUAGAGCUCCAGUGUAAGAUGCUUUUUUUUGAGGGGGGAGUAAGUGGGGGGGUUAUUAUGUGCCUGGUGAUAACACACGAAAUACAUGCAUGAAUGUGGAAUGGUUGUGUGGCCCCUCUUGCACACAACAGGCACUCGCUGCAGUGCUGUAGAUAAUUGGCCCUAUGAAAAUCAAAGGGAAAUAUCGCCUGAUCGCCGCUCAUCCCUCACAAUAAUUCGUGUUUUUGUGUCAUCACCUGUCUCUCAAUCACUUUUACGAUCACAUCUUUAUUUUCCACGAUGCAGAGUUUUUAAAAAAAUCAGAUCAUCUCACUUUUUAGUCCCUCUCAGCACGAUCACGUGAUCCAUAACUCACCUGUUAGACUGUUUUCAAACAUGUUAUUGCAUCCUUCUUUGAAUCCACUCCCUCCAUCUUUUUCCUCCAUCAAAAAGAGACAAAUCACAUCAAUCCAAACGUGUUUUAGAGAUCCAACAGCUCUGACACCUUCUUGUCAUGUUUUAUUGAAAGUUUAUAGCUGCUGAGAGAGUGUGUAAAGACAAAAUAAAGCUGGGGGAGAAAGAGAAAGAGGGAACCAGGGAGGCUGUGUGUUACACGCUAUUGAAAUGCAAAUAUCAUUGAAGAACAAGGAGUGGUUCUGUGUGUGUGCAUGGUGUGUGUUUGCAUGAGUGUGUGUGCUCCCUGUAUGUGCAUGCAGCGGGGCAGCAGUGGGAGAGGAGGGGCGCAAAUUUGGACAAGUUUUUUUUGGGGGGGAGAGGAGACUUUAGAGCAGCCACACACGCACUCACUGUGGCUUCAUAUGACACUGCUGCUGAGCGGAUAUCCAAACGCCCAUGUUUGCUCUUGGAGUUCUUUUUUUUACACUUAAAAGUCACCAGACACGUUAUUUAGAAUUUCCCUCUCAAUACAAAGGGGUUGGGGAGUUUGGUAACUUCUGAACUUCACAUGCGUGGAUGGUUUCUGGAGCGCUUUCCAAGUGCGCAAAAACGUGCCUGGUGCCAUUCGACCGACUGAUGCCCCCCUCUCUGUCUGACUCGCCGUGAAUCAUGUCACGCCGGAAGCAGAAGCGACCCCAGCAUCUUGUUAACGCGGAUCCGGGAGGCCCACGGCUGCUAUCUCACGGUGAGUAAACAUCUUUACGGGCGUGCAUGCAUUUGAUCUCGAGAUUUGUAGUGAUAUGGCCACCAUCCUGAUCCUGCAGGCUGCAAAGUGAAUCCAUUCUUCUCUUAACUUUUCUUAGACAAAGUUUGUGUUACGGUUCAACAUGCACCCUCGGUCAUUUCUGACUCUAUGUUAAGGCACUUGAUUUAUCUAAUGUUAAAAAAAAUCAAAGUUAGUCAACUCAAGACACCCCUCCUAGCUUUGUCACUGACAAUAAUGGGCCCCACUAAACGACUCUCUGGUUGGGGCCAAUAAACUUGUCCCUGUGAAGUGAAUGGAGUAGGAUUAACUAACGUACAUCUGUGGCCAUUUUCAUGUGUUGUUCCUCCGUCAGGAAACCAACAGGCUGCUCAGUGCUGGCUGCUGGAGGUCUUUGAUUAGUAUAGAGCCCUCUCUUAUUUGUUAACAAUAAGGUGCAUGGUUGGGGGGAGGGGGUAGGCAGUGUUUUUGGUAAAGAUUAAUCUUCCACCCGUCUAUUCUCUUCGUCUUACUUUUAGCUCAUGCCUUUCUCUCUUAUGCACCCCUCUUCCCCCGUUUUCCUCAUUCUCACCACUUCCCUCCCCCCUGUCUUUCUCCCUCUUUCUCGCCCCUAGUCCUAUUGACUGUAUACCCCUACACACUUUGAGGGGGGUAGAUGGAUGAGGGGAAAAAAGGAUUCAGAGAGAAUAGAAACAUAGCUCUUGCACUUGUUCUGAUUUGUGAUAGACUUAGUCUUCAAUUGCACGCAUCUAAGCUGCUCUGCAGGUAAACGUUCCCUCAUGAAAGUUAACUUCAGCAGACAAGUUCCAGUUUUCUCCAGGUUCAGGUUUGAUUUUCAUUGACACAAAAAGAGAUUUCACAGAGGUACAGUCUUUCAUUCCAUCACUAUAUCUCUCUAGGAGGGAAUAGUUAGUUUGUCUCCCCAUUGUUGUUACCCUCCCCCCUUCUUUCUCUUUUUACUCUUUCUCACUCUGUGCUCAAGAUUCUGAAAGAAUUUGACCCCUGAGCUGCAGAGGUCAGAUAAGUUGACCAAUCAGAGUGUCUGGACAGUGCCCAGAACCCUUAGCGUGGCCUGACCCUUGACCUCCACUGUGACGUAAGGGGGGAAGGGUGAAUAGGGAGAUGAAAGACGUAACUGCAGUAAGGCGGGGGUGGGUUAAGAGGGGUUAUGGGUUGUCUUGGUGAUGCCCAUUGUCCUCUAAAAUGUGUUGCCAUAGCAGCAAGGUGGUCUGUAAGCUUUUUUGUGUGCGCAAGAUGUUUGAGGAGUUUUGCUCCGGAGAGCACAGAUUGAGACAAGACAUUACAGAGACUGAUAGACUUCAGAGGAUCUGCCACUUAUUUAUCUUGUCAAAGCAGGUAUUUCUUUUGUAGUCACCAGAUCCUAAAGUUUGUAUGCAAAUGUCAAUAAUUUUAUACAACUUCAAGAUUGGAUGAGUUCCCAUCCCUCGAUUUUUGGGUUAAUUUAGCAGUUUGUAAAAGAAAACAAAGCAUAAAGACAUCGCUUUGAUUGUUUUCCCUUCUUUUUGUCAAUCCUCAGAUGAACACCUGGGCAUGAAGUCACCAUCCACCUCUCUUGGCUCAGAAGUGACCUCAUCAGGAUCCUCAUCCUCCUCCCCCACCUCUCUCCAGGACUGCCAGCCGCCUCUGGCCCCUCGCCCAUCCCCUGGUGGGCUCCACGCGCCCUCCUUACCCAGCGAGAGCUCGCCUCCUCCUCACUGGCCCAGCCACAUUGCCCCCUUUACCACCUCUCUUCCAAACACCCACUCUUCUCUCUCACCAGACUUUCCUCACCCCUCGCUGUCAUCCCAGACCCACUCACCACCUCCCCUGAGCCAAAACUCAGGUUCCAACAGUUUGCCCCAUCAAGGGAACUCCCACCCUCACUCCACAAUGACCUCCCCACCAAUGGGCAGCUCAGCCACAACCACUACCUCCUCUUCCUCCUCCUCCUCUUCUCAGUGUGCACCACCUCACCGCGACAGUUCUAGUCCACGUCAGCGGCAGACCUCUGGCUCACCAGCAGAGCAGGGACAGAUCCAGGUGCCGCCAACUUUGGCAGUACUCCUUGAGGAGCUGAGGGUUUUACAGCAAAGGCAGAUCCACCAGAUGCAGAUAACAGAGGAGAUUUGUCGGCACGUCCUCAGGCUUGGGGGGGCAGUUUUUGGUCAAGAGAACAACACACAGGCAAGUGGUGCAGACACAAAUCAGAAGUCUACUGGAGCUGCAUCAUCGUCUCCAACUCACCCCUCCACUGCCACACCAGUAACCACAGCAGCAUCACUUUUGGGUGGUCUCCCAUCAUCCCUUUUCCCCCAGUCAUCUGUUCCCAAAUCAGGUGCUUCACAUGUCAAUGGUAGCAGAGCUUCAUCCUCCUCUACCUCAUCUUCAUUGACUCCCUCAUCCCUUGCAUCUUCUAUCAGCUCCACUGUUGCCUCCCUGCACCCUCUGUCCCUGUCAUUAGGCCUCCCACCUCGCUACCUCCAUGAGAAAUCAUCCAACACCUCCUCAUUUGCUCAUAGCAAUGGGAUCAGUUUCCCCACUCCUCCCCUUCCAACCACCAGCCAUUCCCAGGAUCUCCAGCCCAGCUCCUCUCUGGGCUCAGCCUCCUCUUCAGGGCGCCCUCAACAUGUGUGCCGUUUUUGUGGGAAGGUGUUAAGCAGUGAUUCGUCACUCCAGAUUCACUUGAGAUCACACACAGGUGAAAGGCCCUACCAGUGCCCAGUCUGUUUGAGCCGAUUUACUACAAGAGGGAAUCUCAAAGCCCACUUUCUGCGACACAGAGAGCAGAACCCUGAGCUGUCCCUCUCCCUGCUGCCCCCAGCGUUAUCGGAGCAAGCACAAAGCAGCUCUCCCUCUGGUACCAUCCAGAGAAGGAGAAAGCGUCGUGCUGAUGAUGAUGAGCCUUUCAAUGGAAUAAAAGGAAGUAUUCCUGGAGUGACAGAGAACAUGGCCUUGGGUUUCCUGUCUAGUGCGUCCACUCGGCCUUCACCUUCCUCUCUACCUCUGCCCCCUUCAGUGGACAUGGCAUUGCUGUCCACUGCCCACUCACUUCUACAGCUAAACAGAGCCUCGGCUGCAUCUGCUGCCAGCGUAUCAAGCACUGUGUUACCUUCAUCAUCUUCAUCCUCAUCUUCCUCCUCCUCAAUGAGCAGUCAGUUCAAAGGAGCAAAGCAGCAGAGAUUUGAUGAAAACACACCUCCUCACUCCACCCUCCAUACAACCUCCCCUUACUCCCAACUAGCUCAGCUACCCAAGAUUCUCUUCCCUGGUGGUACCUCUCCUCACCAUCUUGCACUUCUACGACCCCCAGGCCACCCAUCCACCUCCCACCUCACUUCUCCCCAUCAGUUACCCUUCCCCUUUCCACCUUUCCCCAAACCAUCAACCUCUUCCCCCUCUUCAUCCUCUCCUACCACCUCUAGCCAGACCUCUGACACCUCCAAGUUGCAACGCCUGGUACAGAAACUUGAAAAGCAGCCACAGGGAGGUGCCUCUUCGUCCUCCACCUCGACAAACUCUGCAGAAGCCAAUGGGGAUACUCACGGCCAUGACCUGACCACCACCUCAAGUGCAUAUCGCAGGGAAAUGUUAGCUGCUCUUGGCCUAAGCCCAAGUGCCAAUGCGUCUGGACUGAUUACCAGCCAAGGGGCCUCAGGUUCUGGCACCACAACAACUAAGACUACCCCCUCCCUGCCCACCGCUCAGGCUGCUAAUCAGUGUGGAGUGUGUCUGCGGGUCCUCAGCUGUCCAAGAGCUCUGCGAUUGCACCAGGCCACACAUCUGGGAGAGCGCCCUUUCCCUUGCAAGUUAUGUGGUCGAUCAUUCUCCACAAAGGGUAGCCUGAGGGCUCACUUGGCAACUCACCGUGCAAGACCGGCCAACUCCCGUGCCUUAAACUCCUGCCCCCUGUGCCCACGCAAGUUCACCAAUGCCUUGGUUCUUCAGCAUCAUAUACGGUUGCAUCUAGGAGGGCAGUUACCUCCUGAUGAAGACAUGCCUCCUGAGGAUGGCUCAGAAAUGCAGAAUGCUAUCUUCAAUGAUGGGGAAAAUGACUCCACCGGCUCAACAGCACAAAUCCUCCCACUAGCCUUAACAACAAACUCCAAGUCCUCAAUUGAUACCCCUAGUGCAGGGUCUACUUCCAAGCAAUCAACAGCUGCUGAUGCUACUUCUGUGAAGACAGAGGAAUCAGAGGGCUCAACACCAAGUGUUAGCCCACCCCUGACCCGUAAUCCUCCCUCAACAGGAGCUGAAGACCCCCUGCGUCUAGGAGACAACACCCAAACUGAUGGUAGCCCCAUGAACGGCUCAAUUUAUUCUGAAGAGGAGGCCCAUACUGACCUGGGAAGCCCUUUCAAAGCACCCAUCGGCAGUUCUCAUUCAGCAGUGAAUGGAGAUGCAGAAGCUGAUGACACACCUCUUUCUCUCUGUGUUUCCAAGCCUGGGGAAGAAAAUGAUGUGCAGCAUAAAGGAAUAAAAAAUGACGAGGCCUGUUCAUUAAACAAACCCUCAACAAGUCUUGAUUCCAACCCCAAGCCUGCAAAUCCCUUAGCCCCACUCACGCCUCCUUCUAGCCCAAAAGCUGUCUCUGAAGCAGAGGAGGCUGGUGGAAGUAAAGCACAGGAGGCACAAGACAAAGGGGCAACCCAGAGCAAAAGCAAGAUUGAGACUGCCACACCCAGGAAGUCAGUGCCAGUAUUGGAUACAGAGCCAGAGCCAGAGAGUGACAUGCAAAUGGAGGAGGGUUACAGCAUGCCGGAAAAGCCUUCGGAGGACCAGGAGUCCUCUGUGACAGCACAAGCACUGGACACCCAGCUUCCUCGCCCUGACAAACCCUACAGCUGCACUGAGUGUGGAAAGGCAUACGCCAGCCGUAGCGGACUUAAGGUAAGACUUGCAGACAAUGCUGUCAACUGUUCUUGAGCAUUGAUUGUGUAAGAGGGAGAAACCUAUUUAUGAAGUUUUUUGACUGAAUAGUUGAGAGUAAACCCUUAUUGUGUUGUUUCCCCCCUUUGACAGGGUCAUAUGAAAACUCACCCUGGAGCACUGACCAAUAAUCCCUCCAAGGCUCAGACCAAUGACAAAGACAAUGAGGAGAACCACACUUCAACUUCAGCCAAUAAUGACCAGGAAAAGCAGGAAGAAGAGCUGGGAUUGGCUAAAUCCCCCAAGAAAGGUGAUAGCACAGAACCUCCACCAGUCAGUGUUGUUUCUAGUGAGGCUGACGAGCCAAUGGACACUACUGUGUAGAGUUAGUAUCUCUAAGGGUCCUGACAAGGGAAUGUAUUUUUUAAUGGAAGAUGUAGUUUUUGGAGUCAUUAAUUCUAAUUCAUGUUUACCUUUUGUAUUAGGAAGAUAGUUUUAGUUUGUAUUGUAGAAAUAUGACAAAAGAUAUUUGAAUGUAGUAUUUUAGAAAUGUAUUUUUGUAUUUCAAAGACCACAGUGAGGCCUUAUCUUACAUUCUUCAUAGCAUUGUUUCAAUGAGAAUUAAGUUUUUGCGCUUUUUUUCAGCACAUACUGUAUGAUAUCAAACAACCAGCGUAAGCUGGGUUGGAUAAGACGGACGGUCCAGAUUUUUGCAUGAUGAACUCCAUACCAAAACAGGCCAGAGUAAUAAUGGCCAACAUUUGUAUUUGUAAAUACAAGCUGCGGUACAUUUUAUGCUUUUAAUUGUUACUUUCUUCCUUACAUUUGUAAUGCCAUGCUGCUAAAAGCAUGUUUCUGUGUACUGUGUUGCACUGUGAGUUGCACUGUGUCCUGUGCUGACAAAACAACAAUUUGUAGAAGAACGUUAGCGAAUGACUCAGCAACUAUUUUCCUCUGAUGUCACUUCCAGGGUUAGAGGCUCAAAUUCACUCUGUUAAGUCAAAAGUGUGAGCUGUAUGUAUUCAGGGUAUCUUGCAAAGUGUUCAUUUUAGCACAUUAAGCUAACUCAGCGGCUGAAAAAAGGAAAACAUUAGAAAAUUCUGAGGGGAAAGUGGCCAUGUUCAGAGUAAAAGAAUAACAUAUGAUGCAAUAAGAUAAUAAAGACAGUUAAAAAAAGACACCUGUUCAUUUAACAGCAGAACAAAUGUGAGCUCUUCACCCUGAUUGUGCUGCCAGAGGAAAAUGACGCCAAUGGAACUUAAGCUAAUGAAUAUGAUGGAGGAUUUGGGCCAAAUGAAGAAAAAGUGAGAUUCCUAAAGUGGUGUCACAGUUUUACAAGAAUAAAGUCAUAGAAGAAAAAAAUUUGAGAAAAAGUGAAAAAGUACAGGGAUGAAUUUUUAAGUCCGAGAGAUAAAACCUAAACAUUUUGAAGAAUACAAUUGGGAUUUUAUAAGAAAUAAGUCUGGUUAUGGGUACUUCAUAUGUAAGGCAACAAAUAGUUGAGGAUAAAUAGCGGUUGCUGAAAUCUGCUCAGGCGGCCCAUUAGUCUAUUCUCUAUUUUAAGGGAGACUCAGUUUUUUUUGGCACAGGAUCCUAAAACUUCUGACAAUGUGGCAUUAUUGUGCAAAAAGACUGUGCUAUGUAUGAAAAAUAAACUUAAAGCUCCUGUGAGGAACUUUCUGUUUUUGUCAAUGAUGGCUCUCCCUGUGGGCAGUCUUUGCCCUCUACAAACUAAAGUAGUGUCAUCUCUCUCUGAUAGUUUAAUGUGAGUAUUUUAAAUGACAGAUGUGAAAACAUGGCUGUUCCUUCAGCUGCUUGGCUGACAGGUAUCCUCUUGCAGAGAUUUUAGACUUUAGCUUUAAGUCUAGCUCUAAGGUUGUCCCAUUUCUUUAUUUUAGCACAGGCAGCUGCUCUCCUCAAUCACAUUAAAAAAUCGUAAAGGCAGACCAUAAGUUAGUUAUGACUUUUUCUCAUGAAUGUAUGACUUUACUUUCUAAACCUCAAACUUUUUUCUUCUAUAACGUGGCCCUGAUGCUCCGUCAUAAAUAAUAACCAUGAAAACACUGAUAACAUUAAAAGGUGAUGACUGUGUCAGAUUAUCAGUACUUCUGUGAACAUUCCUGUACUUAUAGCUGUAAACUUUUGCUCACAGCUGAUUACUUAUGAUUGUAAAUGGUCUUUCUUGUUGUUGAAAUCCAUAACAAGGACGGACCAUGUCCAUUAUAGCUCCCCUCUCCUUUAUUUCUCCCUCCCCCCUCCUCCCCCAGCUCUUCUCUCUCAAAGCACUUGAGAGUUUUCUGCUCCUGCAGAAAUUGUCUACGCUCACUGCAUUCCUGCUCUGCCCAGUUUAGUAUUUGUAUGCUUUGCUUUUCCCUUUGUAAACCCUUUUUUUGUAGCGAUGUUCCCAUGCCUCCCACGUGAUGUAUAAAAGUUAAAUAAAACAAAGGCAAUGAGA
This is a messenger RNA of Xyrichtys novacula (pearly razorfish), 8943 nucleotides long. The record is from the annotation of a GenBank genome assembly. Lineage: Eukaryota; Metazoa; Chordata; Actinopteri; Labriformes; Labridae.